UGGUUUUUUUUAACUGACUACAAAUUCAGCAGCCAUUUUUUUAUUUGUUCAAUUUGGACAUAAACAUUGAUUAAUUACAGCUGGAGCUGCUCCUGCACAAGGCUACACAGAUUUGAAGGCCACGGUAUACUUUCCAUGACUUGGUACAUUCCGCUCCUCCCCCUCUUGUGUGGACCUAUUUGUGAGGUUCCACUUUGUGUUUACCAGUCAGAGCCAUGGACGGUCGGAGCAUUCGGAGUCAGAGGCAGGAAGAGGACGAGGAACAGCGGGGACAACCAUAUGCCAAAAUUUCAGCCACUUCCGGGGAGCCAGGGACUGUCGCGCUGUGGACUGAAACAAUGCCGUGGUUGUGGAACCAAAACGUGCUGGACCAGAACGACCCUGCGGUGUGGAACCAAACCCACCAGAUUUGUGGUGCAGGUUUGUGCCAGUCCGGCAAGUUCGGUUCUACAACCGCUGGGUUGUUCUGGUCCAGCAUGUCUGGUUCUACAACCUUGGCCAAAAGAAACCCCCAACCUUGUCAUUGUGGAACCCAACCUGGCAACCCUCGCACUGUGCGCAACCCAGCAGCCGCUGUGGGACCCAACCUGGCAACCCUCGCACUGUGCGCAACCCAGCACCUGCUGUGGGACCCAACCUGGCAACCCUCGCACUGCAUGCAACCCAGCAGCCACUGUUGGACCCAACCUGGUAACCCUCACACUGCGCGCAACCCAGCAGCCGCUGGCAACCCACUGAUGGCAACCCUCACACUGCAUGCAACCCAGCAGCCUGUUGGACCCAACCUGGCAACCCUUGCAAAAAAACCCUCUUUCCAUCCACUUGAAUCUGACCACCACUACAGUGUACACAAGCCAGCCAUUGCCCACACUGCCAAGUUCCCACAUCCCUGCCCACUCGCACAACCCAGCCGUUGUGUAACCAAUCAACCUCUCACACAACCCAGCCGUUGUGUAACCAAUCAACCUUUCGCACAACCCAGCCGUUGUGUAACCCAAGCCAGUCACCAUUCCCACAACCCAACCGUUGUGGUACUGAACCUACGACCUCAUGAACCGAACAACAACCGCAAUCUUGGUUGA
Solea senegalensis (Senegalese sole) is the source of this 1082-nucleotide messenger RNA. RefSeq lists its product as uncharacterized. NCBI's taxonomy places the organism in Eukaryota, Metazoa, Chordata, Actinopteri, Pleuronectiformes, Soleidae. The coding region runs from base 216 to 1082 and encodes 288 amino acids. The record is from RefSeq and is a predicted model, not a curated record. The transcript is spliced from 2 exons.